Chaetura pelagica (chimney swift) is the source of this 3118-nucleotide messenger RNA. RefSeq names its product MORC family CW-type zinc finger 2 (gene MORC2). Bases 112 to 2991 code for a protein of 959 amino acids. Gene Ontology annotation, cellular component: nucleus. Gene Ontology annotation, molecular function: zinc ion binding. The transcript is spliced from 25 exons. The record is from RefSeq and is a predicted model, not a curated record. NCBI's taxonomy places the organism in Eukaryota, Metazoa, Chordata, Aves, Apodiformes, Apodidae.
CAUGAGUUCUUGUUUGGUGCCCUUGCUGAACUUGUAGAUAAUGCCAGAGAUGCAGAUGCUACAAGAAUAGAUAUUUACACUGAACAACGGGAAGACCUACGAGGUGGAUUCAUGCUCUGUUUUUUGGAUGAUGGAACAGGAAUGGAUUCAAAUGAAGCUGCCAGUGUUAUUCAGUUUGGUAAAUCAGCCAAGCGAUCGCCUGAGUCAACUCAAAUUGGGCAGUAUGGGAAUGGUUUGAAAUCGGGUUCCAUGCGGAUUGGGAAGGAUUUCAUCAUGUUCACGAGGAAGGACAACACCAUGACUUGCCUCUUCUUGUCAAGGACAUUCCAUGAGGAAGAAGGCAUCGAUGAGGUAGUUGUUCCCCUGCCCACCUGGAAUGCAUGCAGCCGGGAGCCUCUGACUGACAACACAGAGAAGUUUGCUAUUGAGACGGAGAUAAUUUACAAGUAUUCCCCUUUCAAAUCAGAACAGGAAGUGAUGGAGCAGUUUAGUAAGAUCCGUGGUAAGAAAGGCACCCUGGUGAUCAUCUUUAACCUCAAACUAAUGGAUAAUGGAGAACCAGAGCUGGAUGUGACUUCUGACCCCCGAGACAUUCAGAUGGCAGAAACAUCCCCAGAGGGAACAAAGCCUGAGCGUCGCUCCUUCCGUGCCUAUGCUGCUGUGCUUUAUAUUGAUCCCAGAAUGAGAAUCUUCAUAAACGGACACAAAGUACAAACCAAGCGACUUUCCUGCUGCCUGUACAAGCCAAGGAUGUACAAAUAUACUUCAAACCGUUUCAAGACCCGUGCAGAACAAGAGGUGAAGAAAGCAGAGCACAUGGCCAGGAUAGCAGAGGAGAAGGCUCGUGAGGCAGAGAGUAAAGCCCGUGCCCUUGAGCUACGCCUGGGAGGGGAUCUCACACGGGAGUCCAGGGUGAUGCUACGUCAGGUCCAAAACUCUGCAAUAACGAUGCGCCGGGAGGCUGAUGUCAAAAAAAGGAUCAAGGAUGCAAAGCAGAGAGCACUGAAGGAGCCCAAAGAAUUGAAUUUUAUCUUUGGUGUAAACAUUGAGCAGCGUGAAUUGGAUGGCAUGUUCAUUUAUAACUGCAGUAGACUGAUCAAGAUGUAUGAGAAGGUGGGCCCACAGCUGGAAGGUGGCAUGGCAUGUGGUGGAGUGGUAGGCGUUGUGGAUGUGCCCUAUUUGGUUCUGGAGCCAACCCAUAAUAAACAAGACUUCGCUGAUGCCAAAGAGUAUCGACACUUGCUGAAGGCCAUGGGAGAGCAUUUGGCUCAGUAUUGGAAGGAUGUUGCUAUAGCCCAGAGAGGUAUCAUCAAGUUCUGGGAUGAAUUUGGGUAUUUGUCAGCAAACUGGAACCAGCCUCCAUCUAGUGAACUGCGCUACAAACGCCGGAGAGCCAUGGAGAUCCCUACCACAAUUCAGUGCGAUGUAUGUUUGAAAUGGAGGACUCUCCCAUUCCAGCUGAGUUCAGUGGAGAAGAAUUACCCUGAUAGCUGGGUGUGCUCUAUGAACCCUGAUCCUGAACAAGACAGAUGUGAAGCACCAGAGCAGAAGCAGAAGGUGCCACUGGGAACUCUGAAGAAAGACUUGAAAACACAGGAGGAAAAGCAGAAACAACUGACAGAGAAAAUUCGCCAGCAGCAGGAAAAGCUGGAAUCUCUACAGAAAACCACUCCAGUCCGAUGUCAAGCUGACUUGAAGAAGCUGCCUCUGGAAGUGACCACACGGCCUGCAAGGGAGUCACAGACCCGACCUCAGCGCCCGCGAUCUCCACCUUUACCUGAUGUAAUCAAGAAUGCUCCCAGCAGACCACCAGCACCUACACCUCUUCCCAAGUCCAUCAGUCAGCUGAAGAAGAGCUCUUCAGCUUGGCCGGAUAUCAGCACUCCCAAACUGGCAAUCGCGCUCUCCAAAGAGGAGGCCAGCACUUCCAGGACAUACCAGCACAAAGUGACAGAUGGGAAGUUUAAUAGCACUUUAAAAACUCUUGCCAAACCAGCUACAACAAUGAAACCACCCUGUACUGUCCUGCAGAACCCCAAACGUUCACGUGAGACACCCAGUUCAAAAGCUCCCAAAGUGCCAGCACUAAAGAAAACUGCAAUUGUCAAAUGCCCACAGGCCUCUACCACCAGGAAGAGGACCUUGAACAACACUACAGAGGAUGGGUCUGAGGAAGAGGGGGAACACAAAAAGAAGAUAAAACGAGGCAAAUUUGUGGCAGUGGAAGAGGAGAAAAAGGAUUCUGGUGAGCUCACUGACAGUGCUGGGGAAGAAGAGCUGGCAGAACUGAAGAAAGCUCAGAAAGAUAAAGGGCUGCAUGUGGAAGUGCGUGUGAACAAGGAGUGGUUCACAGGCCGUGUCACAGCUGUGGAGACGGGCAAGCGUGCGGUACGCUGGAAAGUGAAGUUUGACUAUGUUCCUACAGACACGACACCAAGGGAUCGCUGGGUAGAGAAGGGCAGCGAAGAUGUGAGGUUGAUGAAGCCUCCCUCCCCUGAGUACCAAGCUCCAGAUACACAGCAGGAAGAGGAAGUUGUUGUGGCUGAACCUUCUACCUCAGACUGUGUCAGAAUUGAACCCGACACCACAGGUCCCAGCAGCAGCCAAGAAACAGUAGACUUAUUAGUUCAGAUCCUUCGAAAUUGUUUGCGGUACUUCUUACCUCCGAAUUUUCCUAUCUCCAAGAAGGAGCUGAGUUCCAUGAGCUCAGAAGGAUUGUUGGCAUUUCCCUUGAAAGAAUAUUUCAAACAGUAUGAGGUAGGCCUGCAGAACCUGUGCAAGUCAUACCAGACACGUGCUGAUGCCCGGGCCAAAGCCUGUGAAGAAAACCUCCGUGACUCAGAGAGAAAGCUGAAGGAAACAGAGGAGAAGCUGCAGAAGCUGAGGACUAACAUAGUGGCCCUUCUGCAGAAAGUGCAAGAGGAUAUUGAUAUUAAUACAGAUGAUGAACUGGAUGCAUAUAUCGAGGACCUGAUCACGAAAGGAGAUUGAGCAGCCCUAGCAAAGUCCUACAGAAGUACAGAGGAGCUGGUUGCUGUGCUGGGUGAUGUGGAUUCCUGCCGUGGAGGACUGUGACAGCUGAUGAAGAGAGAAGGUUUUUGGACAGUACUUCAGUUGU